CGCAGGUCCUUCCCUCCCGUAUACCCGUGCAGUGCAUGGCCAGCAUGUACGCGCCACUCGUUCUUUCUCUUUCCUGUCUCCUCGCCCCUCUUGUGAGCGCCGAUGUCACCAUUUACGGCCUAUUUGGCCAGACGACCGCCGACCCGGGCGCAUUGCGGUCAGGAUCGGCAGCGGCGCCGUCAGCAACAGCUGCGACGACGACCUCCUUUGUGACGGUUCCGGGACCGCCUCAGUACACCGAACUCGCGGCGUACAACCCUAUAUACAUGGAGCCGCCCGCAAUUCCAGACCCUGCACCGCCGCUCCAGUUUGCCAUCGGAGUGCCCACAAGCGCGCAGCUCAUGAAUGGCCUGUCUAUACCCCAGCAUGGUACCUUCUUCGGUUUCUCCAUCGAAAUGUCGGUCGCGAACCAGCUGAUCGGCACGAACGGUACUACAUUACACCCUCAAUUCCUCAACCUCAUGAACAUCGUCGCUCAGAAGGCGGGCGCAGUUCACAUACGUGUGGGCGGUAACACGCAGGAGACGGCCUUCCUGGUGGACACCCUGCCCGGUGGGAAAAUGAUGGAGAAGGACAAGGAAGACGCGUCCAACCCUACAUCAACUCCUGUUCUGGCAUUUACGCCAGAGCUUCUGUACAUGAUGGCGAACGUCUCCAGUCUGAUCAACGCCAAAUGGUAUCUAGGUAUUCCCUUCAACGACACGUCGAACUUCCGCUUCCAGAUCGCCGAACAGGGAGAAGCCAUCUUGGGCGACAACCUUCUUGCGUUCCAGGCGGCCAACGAGCCCGACCUCUACGGCCCCCACGGACACCGUCCGUUAACCUACAGCCAGUUUGACUUCUUCGGCGAGUACGCCCUGCUUACGCAGGCGUACCAGAACGACACGUCUAUUCCGGUCAAGAACAACUUGAUCGCGCCGAGUGUGUCGGGCACCUGGACACCCGAGAGCAUCUGGGACACCGGCUUCGUCGAAGCAUACACGGAGUAUCUGGCCUUCUUGGCUGUCGAAAGAUACCCCACUGACAACUGCGCCGUCAUCUUCCCGAACCCGAACAACCCGCCGCACGACCCGCUGCAGGAGCUCCCGCAGUUCCUGUCGCAUCAGGCCGGCAUUAACCUCGUGCAGCCGUACGUUAACUCGACGAUGCUCGCACAGACGUGGAACAAGCCGUUCCUGAUGUUCGAGACGAACUCUGCGUCGUGCGGUGGAUUCCCGGGUAUCAGCGACACGUUUACGUCUGCGCUGUGGGGUCUCGACUACGCCUUGCAGAUGGCGAACAGCAACUUCACGGGCGCGUUGUUCCAUUUCGGUGGUCAGAACGUCUCGUACAACCCCUUUACAGCGGCACCCACGAACCAGUCGUCUUUCCACCAGUGGACCGUCGGUCCCAUUUUCUAUUCGUCGCUCUUCGUCGCCGAAGCGCUCGGCCAGACGAACACGUCGCAAGUGAAGGACAUGUUCCCGAACAACGGCAACGAUCAGACACCGGCGUACGCGAUCUACGAGAACGGCAACUUCGCGCGGAUGGCCCUCAUCAACUACAUGACCGACCCCACCGGUGCACACGACUAUACCGCCACGAUCUAUGUCGGCGGGUCGGGCUUCAACGAGGACAACGGCGCUCCUGCCUCGGUGAAGGUCAAGUACCUCCGCGCCCCCUCUGUGUCCGAGAAGGACAACAUCACCUGGGCUGGCCAGACCCUCGGCGGUCGCUUCCAGGCCGACGGUACAUGGAAGGGUGAUGAAGACAUCCAGACCGUGCAGUGCGACCAGACGCAGAACAUGUGCCAGAUCACGGUGCCCGCGCCUGGCGCGGCCCUCGUCUUCUUUUCCGAUGCCGCACAAGCGGCGGUCGACCCAGCAGCCCCGCAGACGUUCGCGACGUCCAUCGUGACGAAGACAGCGAACACCGUGACGGUCGACCCAUCGGUUCUCGCGACAUCGAACGGGCAGAGCGGCAAGAACCGCAUCUCUUCAGGCGGCACGAGCCAGGGAGGCGCGAACGGCGCGUCGGGCAUGACGGGCUUCGCGCCUGGUGUUGCGGCCUUGGCAGGCGUUCUCGGGGGUGUCGCGGUGUUCAUGCGAGCGCUCCACUGAGCUAUGCCCACGGAUGAUUGCCCGCUAGUCUUGCGGGGACUGUGGGAUGACUUGUCGCUCUGUAAUCACGUAGCAUUCUUGAGGAACAUCGGGCAUAGGUUCGCUUUGGUGGCGUCGAAGCUACUUCCACAUCGUGUCAUUUUCACCUCGGGUUUGCUGGCCGACGUCAACUACCGUCUUCUAUGCAUGAGAGAGAACGUCUGAACUCAGUGAGGUGUUGUAUCAGCUGGCCGAAACUUCAUGCAAGAAGAAUAUGUGGGUGGAGGGUGUUGGAUACUUACGAAAUGACAGGAAC
Messenger RNA from Trametes versicolor FP-101664 SS1, 2394 nucleotides. Its product is annotated as glycoside hydrolase family 79 protein. Bases 36 to 2099 code for a protein of 687 amino acids. The record is from RefSeq and is a predicted model, not a curated record. NCBI's taxonomy places the organism in Eukaryota, Fungi, Basidiomycota, Agaricomycetes, Polyporales, Polyporaceae. The transcript has 12 exons.